Necator americanus (New World hookworm) is the source of this 2163-nucleotide messenger RNA. RefSeq lists its product as uncharacterized. Bases 1 to 2163 code for a protein of 720 amino acids. The transcript is spliced from 4 exons. The record is from RefSeq and is a predicted model, not a curated record. NCBI's taxonomy places the organism in Eukaryota, Metazoa, Nematoda, Chromadorea, Rhabditida, Ancylostomatidae.
AUGCCCUCGCAAAGAAGACUCUCAGAUUUUGUCCUUAUGACGCGAGAAUAUAUGGAAUCCUUCUAUAUGGACCUGGAGAAGUUCUACCGAGAAUAUCAUGCUUUCUACAAGGUCAUAAUUGGCGAUUUCAACGCCAAAGUUGGCCCAAGAAGAACGCCGGAGGAAUUUCACAUCGGGACCCACGGCCUACAACGGAAUGGCCAGGGGGAGAGGCUCUCCGAGUUCAUCAUGACGACUAAGACCAUCCAUGGGAACUCACAAUUCCAGAAGCCCUCCUCUCCACGCUGGACGUGGGAGUCACUCGGUGGAGGGUACCGUAAUGAAAUAGACCACAUCAUCGUCAAUAAAAGGUUCUGCCUGACGGACGUCGGUGUUGUACCAAAGUUCUAUACGGGAUCGGACCAUCGCCUCCUCCGAGGAAAAUUUUCCUUCACAAGGAGAGCAGAGAAAGCCGCCAAGCUCAGAGAGAGAAAUCCCAGAACUAUCAUCAACUGGGAUCUCUUCGCUACGCUAGCCGGCUUUUGGGAAGAUUCCGCAAUGGACAACAUCGACGAGGAAUAUGACCGGCUUGUUGAACACCUUCACGACUGCGCGAAGAAGGCUGAGAGUUUUAAAACCACCAAGAGGCGCCUGUCUCUUGAAACUCUUGAGCUGAUACGCCAGCGUGGAGCAGCACGAGCCGCAGGGAACCAAGAACUCACGUCCGAGCUCGCAAGGCUUUGCAGAGAGGCGAUAAAGGAAGACCUUAAAGAGAGAAGAGCAGAAGUGCUGGCUGAGGCUGCAGAGGCGGGGAAAAGCAUCCGCUAUGCCCGUCGAGACUUCGGCCAGUCGCAAGACGAGGAUGACUGCUCUCCGGAACCCAAAGGGAACAGCCAUUGCAUCGAGAAGGGGGAUGGAGAAAAUCAUCUCCGACUUCUACUCUUAUCUCUUCGACAGCUAUGUCCACUUACCUCCUCACCAUCUGAGGGAAGACGGAGAAGUCAUUCCAGAAGUUCUCCCAUCCGAAAUACGACAUGCUAUCAUGUCGGUAAGAAAUCGUACGGCACCCGGAUUGAAAAAGUCUUGGAUGAAGGACAGCCAUGCGAGCAAGUAGGGUUUCGAAAAGGAUUCAGCACGAUUGACCACAUUCACACUGUUUCGAAACUCAUCGAGGUAUCACGAGAGUACAAGAUGCCGCUCUGUCUCACCUUCAUCGACUUAAAGAAGGCUUUCGACUCGGUUGAGACGGAAGCGGUCGUGGAAGCCUUGGACAACCAAGGCGUCCCUACUCAGUACAUAAAGGUACUUCGAGAGUUGUACAGUAACUUCACGACCGGAAUUUCGCCAUUCUACAAGAACAUCAUCAUUGACGUGAAGAGGGGGGUCCGACAGAGUGAUACAAUUUCACCCAAAAUAUUCACAGCCACCCUCGAGAAUGCAAUGCGAAAGUUGGAAUGGGACGACAUGGGAGUGGAGGUUGAUGGUCGGCAGCUACACCAUUUGCGCUUUGCUGAUGACAUCGUACUGAUAACACCUAGCAUCAGUCAAGCGGAACGAAUGCUGACCGAAUUCGACGAAACAUGUGGAUGCAUCGGUCUUCAGUUGAAUCUACAAAAGACGAUGUUCAUGCGGAACGAAUGGAUCUCGGAUGUCCCAUUCACGCUCAACGGAACGAACAUAUCCGAAUGCACCAGCUACGUUUAUCUGGGUCGGGAAUUGAACAUGAUGAACGAGCUGGACAGGAGGAGAAGAGCGGCUUGGGGAGCGUACAAGAGCAUCGAGGAUGUAGUGAAGAAGACCAGGAACACCCGGCUCCGUGCUCACCUCUUCAACACCACCGUACUUCCUGUUUUGACCUAUGCUUCGGAAACCUGGGCAUUUCGCAAGCAGGAAGAAAACGUGGUUCUGAUCAAAAUACGACCUAGCCAUACGAUGGUAAAGAACAUCUGCUACCGGCAGCGGAAAAGGAAAGAAGUCGCAUACGACGAGUGCAUACUGGAGGACUCCUUGUUCCACGGUGACUGGCACAUCCAAGAAGACCCAAACGUGGACUACGAUUACGAGCCUGUGCUGAACGCGCCUCGUUGCGCACGAGAAACUUGUCCGAUCAUCCCCACUGGUGAAGCUCCAUCACGGAUUCUUCCUUCGGAAUUACGUGUAUCGGCAGCAUGCAGGCAGUAUUAA